This is a messenger RNA of Actinia tenebrosa (Australian red waratah sea anemone), 2049 nucleotides long. Its product is annotated as leucine-rich repeat-containing protein 56. Gene Ontology annotation, molecular function: protein binding. Lineage: Eukaryota; Metazoa; Cnidaria; Anthozoa; Actiniaria; Actiniidae. The record is from RefSeq and is a predicted model, not a curated record.
AUUAUUUUUUGUUUGUUAAGAUUCUUAGAGGAAGAUCAUAAGUUACCAACGAGUGCUGAUACAGAAUCUAGCCAAUCAGAAGGGGAAUCUCCUUUUUCCUCACCAAGAAAAACUGAAGCAGCUAACUCCAUUUCCUCUGCAUCACCAACCAUUCCUCAACCAGAAAUGUCACCCUCCCCUCCCCCACCCAAAGAACAUCGUCACAAAAGACCAUCUCCUUUGGGGAGAUCAUUACCUACAGCACCCCUGGUGGGGAGGGAUCUCCAACGACCACACACUUCUGGAGAGUUUAGGAUAAGAAGGUAUCGACAAACAUCCACAGAAGAAAAAGUAGAACUGUUACUAAAGAAUAAGUUGGGCUUGGAAGUCAAUGAAAAUCAAUCGAUAUCUACGGUGGUUCCCAGGAACCCUUCAUCGGCUUCAGCUGUGGUAGAGACUGAGCCGAGGUCGUCUUCAGCUCCUGUCAGAGCUCUCAGUCGUUACAGAGUUUUACCAGACCCACCAGGUACUCAGAGAACUUCUGAAGAUUCGCCUCAACCGUCUAGCCAAACACCUGUCACUCAGGUAUCCCAUGGUUACAGGCCUGGUACAGCUGCCGCUGCUCUACAGAAGCGAAGGCUCAAACCAAACUAGUAAUAGGUUUGAUUCGUAGGUUAGCAAACAGUAUCCCCAGGAGGGAGGGGUCAGGUACUUUUAAUACAAACAAGAUUGUCCGGUGUUAGCUUUAAGAAAAGCAGGUGUAAAAUGUGCAGUACUGUGCAGUGCCCAUUCUUUCCAAUACACUGUGCUUUUAUGGUAGCUAUGUUGUUGGACAGCAAGCCUAGCAAAUUUAACGAGUCAAAUACCCGGCUACCGGGGAAAGAAGGUGCAUAAAAUCCCGUUGUGUGUCCGGGAUUUGUAAGUUUCAUUAAUAUAACUAUAACGAGCGUUUAUUUCUAAAUCAGUUAGUCUGAGUUAUAUCAUCAGUUAUACCUUAGCGGAUAUAAAGGCGGGACGUUAAAAACCCGGUGUUUGCUCGGUAUAACCUCACGGGAUAUUAAGUCGGGUCGUCAAAAACUAGGUGUUUGCUCGGUGCUACCUUACGGGAUAUAAAGUCGGGUCGUCAAAAACCCGGUGUUUGCUCGGUGCUUCCAAUAUUAUCAACGUGGGGCAACGUCAUGCAAAAUGCCCCUACUUUGCACGAGGGGGGAGGGGAGGGGGGUUCAUUUUGUGUUGGACACGAUGUAAGAUAUUUUUAAUGUUUGAUAAAACUAACUUAUAAAUAAGUGUUAAGAAUCAUUAAACCAAACGACAAGCUCUAGCCGGUGUUUCUCUUUAAUAUACAGCUGCUUCAAAUUGCUUUGUUUUGCUUUUUAGAUUGAAUCAUCAUACACCGUAUCAAAAUAUGGCAACCAAUUUGAAUAACUAUUKUUCUGCACCGACCUGCCACUGACUACACUGUCAUGCAUGUGAAAACGCUUUUAUGCUUCCAUGUAAACAUGAGGCUAGUCAGUGACGUACAGAGUAAUAGCACAGCGCUCUGAUUCUAAAAAUAGCUUAAAGAUUCAGACAAACAUUGCAUUCUGUUUAAUCCCUACGAGGAUUAUACGAACCGAUUUUAUUAUUUUUACUUAAAGUUACAAUAAUGACCCAAGCAAACUAAGAUCAACUGCGAUCGGCUGUGAAAAUUAUYUGCUGAAAGUAAAUUUGUGAGUUUGUUUGUCCGAUUUUCGCCUUUGUCUUCGUUUGUAUGACGUCACGGUUGCGCUGCGCUAUUUGAAAGCAAAUGUUGAGUGAUAAGGUGUAGCAAUCUUUGCAUCAAGUAGAAUGUGUUUCUACUUUUGUUAACGAUUGCUUCUCCUUUGUACAGUGUAAACCCUCUUGCAGCUUGUUUGGCAACGUCGUUGAAAGACAUGUUGCAGAGAAAAAUGCUCCGUGUAAUCGCGCACUUAAGGCUGCAGUACGACAGGAUAUUUGACUAGAUAUACUUAACAAAGUAAAGGAAUUGUACUUGGUAGGGCACUUGUGCCCGGCUAGAAGAAAUAGAGACAGUAAUAAAGUUAUUAUUAU